Messenger RNA from Hansenula ciferrii, 2592 nucleotides. RefSeq lists its product as uncharacterized. The record is from RefSeq and is a predicted model, not a curated record. Bases 1 to 2592 code for a protein of 863 amino acids. Lineage: Eukaryota; Fungi; Ascomycota; Saccharomycetes; Phaffomycetales; Wickerhamomycetaceae. The transcript has a single exon.
AUGGUUGCAGACCGUAAAGUAAGGGCUCUGAAGCGUCUAUUAAAUGAUAAAUCUGAAGCUUGUUCAAUGAACUUUUGGACUGAUAUAGCACCAAUUUUUUUACAAAACAAUGGGAAUCAAUACAAUUUUAAUGAAAACAUAGCAUCAUCAGAUGAUGUAUUCAUCGUCUUAGAUGAGCUUAUCUAUAAGUUAAGAGCCGAUAAUAUUCAGCUCAAUAAUCAAACUCAACUUGAUCAAUCAAUUAAUUCGUUAAAGCUGUCCAUGGUUAAUUGGGUAAACCUCAUCAUGUGUUUACCAUCAUCAUAUUAUAAUAUAAUCAAUUCCCAUAAAUUUUUGAAAGUUGUAAAAGACCAAUUAAUUAUUGACGAAACUGAAUUUCAAGAUAGCUCUGUUGUGCAAGCAAUAAGUAAACAGUUUGAAGAAGCCAAAAAAAAAAUUAUAGAUAAUACUGUAGCGGUUGGGCAGCAUAACAUCAUCACCAAGUCCAUGAAAAAUAUUGUCAUCACAAAAAUGGAACUCAUAAAUGACGAUGAAAUAGUUAAGAGUUGUCAAAAAUUACAAGAAAGGGUUCAAGAGUAUUCAAAAGUUAAUAAGGAAUGUUCUGAAAUUUUCUUGAACUUUCAAGCGCAGCAUGGUGCAUUAAUAAACGAUAGGAGUGAAUAUAUAAGUUGGAAGAAAAAAGAAGAAAACAUACUGAUACCUUUUAUCUAUGAGUUAUACAAAGAGUUGAAAAAAAAAAGGGAGCUGUUUAAUGUUACGGAUGCAUUUUUAGCUAGAGAAGCUGGAGAUAAAAUUUUCAAGGUUUUAAAUGAAUUAAUUAGUCAAUAUCUCAGUGAAGUAAACAUCCAAGACAAAUUCCAAUCACUCCUUCACUUUAUAAUGAAUACAAUCAACACUAAAGACCACCAGUAUCAUAUUGAACGGGAACACAGCUUAAGUUCUAAAGGAAUAUAUGAGAAAUUAAAGUCAGAUUAUUUUGAUAUCUUAAACAAAACCAAAGAUCCACCAGCAAAUUAUGAACUAAAUAAAUCAAAUAUUGCUUGUGACUUUACAGUUACAAAUUUAGAGAAUAGAAAUGUGUUUAUUGUUGAAAUUAAGAGAGACUUGAAUUUAGAACUGAAGUUCAAUAAACUGCUUGAAAAUACUAACUCUUCUGGAGAUAUUUUAAAGCAAACUUCAGACAAAGAUCUGAUCGAAUUAUUAGACAUUCUAAAACAAAUGUCAAGUUACAAGAUUGGUACUAAUGCUGUCGUGUGCUUGUUAUCUAAUUACGAAUUUACCAUCAUUUUUGAAAUUAAAGGUGCUGAAAAUUAUAACACUGGUGAAUUAAUUUCUGAUCAUGAUGAUAUUGACAAGGGUGACACAACUGCUGAUCAUAAUACAAUCAUAUUCUAUGGGUUGCAUAUCAGCUAUUAUUCUGUUAGAAAUCAAGUCGAUGUGACACAGAAUAUAAAUCUCAAUUGGGCUAUUUUAUAUUGUUGUGAAAGGUUGAAUCAAGAAACAACUUCUUCUCGACCACCAACAAACUCAAGCUCAGAACUAAGUUUACUGGUUGAUGAAUAUCAGGAUGAUCAUGAUAACACUGAAAAUAAUGAUCUAAAUGAUGAUAGAAGUGAUCUAAAUGAUGAUAGAAGUGAUCCACAAGAUAAUUUACAAGAUAAUUUACAAUCAUUGAUCGAUGGAGAUAAGCUAAAAAUUAAUCAAGAUGCAAAUGCCAAUUUGUAUGCCCCAGAUUUAGAUGAUCAGAUAUUUUCAUACAAAAGAAUCGAGGUUGAUGAAAAUGAUUUAUUUGGAAAUUAUAAGGAUAACCGUUUCAAUAAAACAACUGAAAUAUUAAAGAAUGAUCAUGAAGCUAGAAACAAAUCAAAUACUGUUUUAAAAAUACCUUUAGAUGUUUUAAAAAGAAUAGGAUUGACUAAUGAAAUUGAUUCAAAAAACAUCCAUGAUGUGGUGAAAAGUGAUUAUAUAAUGAAGAUAAGCUGUAUAGACACUAUUGAUAUGAAAGGGUCUAUAAAGAAGCAGCCAUAUCCUUCAACUUUGGAUUUAUUUAAGGAACAGUUUGCAGCUUUUAAGAAUAUCAACAAUUUCAAUGCAAGACAGAUUCUUAAUGGAUCAGAAGAUCUAUUACAUGUUCCAAAGUUAUACUCAUCUGGAUUCAUCAAAAUUAGAAAUAAAUAUGGUUACAUUGUUAUUGCUGGUUAUUUUUUGAUCCUUGAAUACAUUCCAGGUCAAAUUUUUGAUCCAUCCAGCCCAAAAACUGAUGAAAAUUCAUGGAUUCAUAGAGAUUUUGAAGAAUUAACCAAAAAACUGACUCGUUAUGGUCUUGGGAAUAAAGAUUUAUAUACAUUUGGUAAUAUAAUCUUGAAUAAUGUUGAUCAAAAACUUUAUAUUGUUGAUUGGGAUCUACCAGAUCAUCAAAUUAAAUACCCAGAUGUUGAUGAAAAGAAGGAUGAUGAUGAUGAUCGUGAUAUUAGUACUGCAGGUGUUUCAGAUAAUUCAACUAGAGCUCAUUUAGAUUCUUUUGAUGAUGCUGGUUCUUCAAUUACUAUGGCUACAACAGCACAAGAUGAACAAACUCAAGAAAAAGAAUGA